AUGAUAAACACCGGUUCGAUAGGUGCGACGUGGAUCUCGUUUGCAUGCUGUUUGUGCUUCGUCAUAACGUAUAGCAGUCGUAAUGUGUGCUGCUCGCUCGCAGCCAACACCGGUAAAGAGUACACGGAACAAGACAGACAGUACUGGAUCGAAAACGCUAUGGCGAAGGUGACCGAGAAAGUCAAGUACGUGAAUAAAAGAGGCGUCGCCAAAAAUAUAAUCAUGUUCCUGGGUGACGGUAUGUCGUUGACUACGUUGACGGCAUCGCGUAUCUACAAAGGUCAAAUGGAAAAACGUUCCGGCGAGAAUGAGUACUUGAGCUUCGAGAAAUUCCCAUUUGUCGGCAUGUCAAAGACCUACUGCGUGGACAAACAAGUGGCAGACUCGGCAUGCACGGCCACCGCUUACCUGACGGGCGUGAAAGCCAACUAUGAAACGAUCGGGGUAUCGGCCUCUGUGAAGCUGAACGACUGUCCCGGGUCGGUGGCUCCCGGUAACAGGACGCAGUCUAUAGCCGAAUGGUCGAUGGCAGCGGGCAAAGCCGUCGGGCUGGUAACCACAACCCGGGUAACGCACGCGUCCCCGGCCGGGGUUUACGCGCACACGGCGCACCGAGACUGGGAGUCGGAUGCCGAUCUGGCAAAGGCGGCGAACCUGACGGACGUGACGCAGUGCGAAGACAUCGCCAAACAGCUGAUUACCAGAAGCCCCGGGAUAGACAUAAAGGUGAUACUUGGCGGAGGUCGCCAUAAGUUCUUUCUUAAUAACACAGAUAAGAAAGGAUCAAGAAGGGAUAUGGAUCUCGUAGAGUUUUGGAAAAAAGAUAAGGCGGAACGUUUUGGAAAUGAUAAAUCAGAAUACGUUGAAAACAGGGAACAACUAUUAAAUGUUGACCCUUCUAAGACCGAUUAUUUAUUGGGCCUUUUUGAGAGCAGGCAUAUGAAAUAUCAUUUGAAAGCGAAUGCUAGUAUACAACCAACUUUGGCGGAAAUGACUAGAAAAGCCAUAGAAAUUUUAAAGAAAGAAGAAAAUGGUUUUUUCUUGUUUGUCGAGGGGGGUCUCAUUGACUCUGCGCAUCACGAAACCGUUGCCAGGUUAGCGCUGGACGAGACGGUCGAGUUCUCCAAAGCCGUCCAACAGGCUGUUGACAUGACCAGCGAAGACGACACACUGAUCGUCGUCACGUCCGAUCACUCACAUACCAUGACAAUGGCAGGUUACCCGGUCAGGGGUAACGACAUUUUGAGCCUUUCGGGGUCUCGUGGGAUCGACGAAUUGCCAUACACUACACUCAGCUACGCCAAUGGUCCGGCAAAGACCAAUGAUCCACAGCCCAACGUGAAUUGCGCGCGUCAGGAUUUGUCCAAAGUCGACACAAGCAAACUGUCGUUCGCGUAUCCACAUCUGGUGACGAUGCCAGACUACGAAACCCACGGGGGUGACGAUGUGAUGGUGUUCGCCCGCGGUCCUUGGGCCCACCUGUUCUCCGGAAGCUACGAACAGAACCUGAUACCGCUGACGAUGGGAUUCGCGGCCGGCGUCGGACCGGCCGGUCGUGUGGUCGGAGGUCCGGCCGCGUUCACUUCCGCCGGACUUGGCACCGCGGCUGUCUCUUCACCGCUCGCCACUCUCACCGGCGCCCUUCUGACCGUGCUAGUUGUCCGACUCGUUUGUUCGUAG
This is a messenger RNA of Macrosiphum euphorbiae (potato aphid), 1680 nucleotides long. Lineage: Eukaryota; Metazoa; Arthropoda; Insecta; Hemiptera; Aphididae. The record is from the annotation of a GenBank genome assembly.